AUGCAAGCAACAUCUCCCACAUCACCAAACACCACAACAGAGGAAGAUUUUGAAGAUAAUGACAGUAUUGUUGCUGAGGAUGAAGAGAAUGAUAAGCAGAUGAGAAAUGUGGUAUCGUAUGGAGUGGGAGAAACUCAAGUUUCGUUUACUCAAAAUCCACUUUCAGAUACCUUUUCGUAUUAUGAGCCAGGAGAACACGCCAAUACGAAACAAGGGAGUGAAAAUGUGUGUCGUGGUGCUGUCAUUCGUUCAUGGUUUCAGAAAUUAAGAGAAAAGGAUCUCAUCAUUCCAUCCAUGACUACCAUUACACUUUUACUAAUUAUGGCAUGUUUGAUUGUAAUAGUGGUUGCAGUUACAGCUCCAUUCAAGGACAUUACUACAGUGAACGUGGUUGAUAUUAUGAGCUAUCGUUCAUCAUUGUUGGCUGCUCAUGUAUCCAUGAAAGGUUUUACUAUCCAGUUUAUUCCUAUUUCCUCUACUAUUUCAUGA
Molecule: messenger RNA, 489 nt
Organism: Naegleria gruberi
Lineage: Eukaryota; Heterolobosea; Eutetramitea; Acrasida; Naegleriidae
Exons: 1
Coding region: 1-489 (162 amino acids)
Source: RefSeq, a predicted model, not a curated record